AUAGUAGUAUCCUGACCCUCGCGGAAGGGCUCGCUCCACUGUAGUUAUUAAUUCUCCUCUCCACACAACCAGGUCUAAUCCGGCCAAAGUCUUCAAUUCUUAAGCUAAGAAAAAAGGAAAAUACAUGUAAACUCUGUUUUGCGAUAGACAAGAAAACAGAAGAAUCAAAAAUCGUCCUUCCAGGGGCGCAACAGAACCCUCCAAUCGCGCGGUCCUGUCACGUGACCACACCCACCGCACCAGACUCGUGACCUUCUGAGCCGGCUUCCGCGCAGGCGCAGUAGAUCUCUCUUGCGCCACUCCAGACAUGGCGGCUCCGCUAGGGGGUAUGUUUUCUGGGCAGCCCCCUGGGCCCCCUCAGGCCCCGCCGGGCCUUCCGGGCCAAGCUUCGCUUCUUCAGGCAGCUCCAGGCGCUCCUAGACCUUCCAGCAGCACUUUGGUGGACGAGUUGGAGUCAUCUUUCGAGGCUUGCUUUGCGUCUCUGGUGAGUCAGGACUAUGUCAAUGGCACCGAUCAGGAAGAAAUUCGAACCGGUGUUGAUCAGUGUAUCCAGAAGUUUCUGGAUAUUGCAAGACAGACAGAAUGUUUUUUCUUACAAAAAAGAUUGCAGUUAUCUGUCCAGAAACCAGAGCAAGUUAUCAAAGAGGAUGUGUCGGAACUAAGGAAUGAAUUACAGCGGAAAGAUGCGCUAGUCCAAAAGCACUUGACAAAGCUGAGGCAUUGGCAGCAGGUGCUGGAGGACAUCAACGUGCAGCACAAAAAGCCCGCCGACAUCCCUCAGGGCUCCUUGGCCUACCUGGAGCAGGCAUCUGCCAACAUCCCUGCACCUCUGAAGCCAACGUGAGCAAAGGGCAGAGGCAGUUGGCCUGUGAGUGGGCUGGUGCAUGAGGUUGGCCACACAUCCCUUCCUGUGGACUUGACAUUUUGGAAGAACUCUUUUCCAGAUAAUGAGUUCAUUUUAGUUUUAUGCUCCCAUUGAAAAAUUUUCCACUAUUUUUAUAAGCUGUUAAUUUCUUGAGUACUUUAUAACAUGUCUGUAGCUUGGAUAAACCAAGUAAGUAUUUUUUUUUUUUUUUGUCUUUAGCAAAGUUUAGACUGUGAAUGUGAUGACACAGAUUCUUUUUUAUGGUAGCUUUGCUUGUUUUUAAAUUUUUGCAUGACUUUUCAUCUUUUUAUGUGUGUUUCCUGUAGUUUGAUCCGAAGGAAAAGAGUAUAGUAGCCUGAGAAUCAGGAGAUGGGAGUUUUAGUCGUAGGCCUUAUGAUAAUUACCCCUCAGUGGUGUGCAGAAAAGUAUGUAAAUUUGCUCUGUUUUAAGACUUUGAACUACCUCAAGAAGAGGAAUCUAAUACAAUAUUUGUAAUGUUUCCAGAGCUCUCAGAAUGAGGAUUUUUUUGUAAAUAGGUUGGAAGAGGACGGAACUGUCCUGGGUUAGUGUAGUAAUCUUACAGUAGGAUCCUUAGGUUGAUGCUGACUUCUAUUUGGGGUAUGUUUAUAUUUUAUGUGGUGUUUGUUUGCUUUUUUUUUUUUUUGACAGAAAAGGAUAUAGUGGGAGCAGUGAUACGCUAACAUUCAUUACAUUAUGCAGUAAUGAAUCUGUUUAAUGGGGCAGACACUGUUUUCAGUAGCAUGACAGUGGGGGCAUAGGAGAGCUAUGAGGGGCUAAAUCUUGCUCUGAUUGUCUCUUUCUGUUUUGAGUUUUGUUUGUGUGUAUCAUUUUUGUUUUACAUUUUGGGAGGGGAAACAUUUUCCCUUAAGUAAGGUUGUUGCCAGUGGAUUUGACUCCAAGGGACUAGAGUGUCGUGGUGGGGGUGAGGAGGGGCUGCAGGGUGAUCAUUGGCUACUGAGCCUCCACAAAGAGUAUGUGGCGCCCUGCCUUUGGGAGGAUAUUUUGCUCUCGUUAGUUUUGUAGGCAGCCUCAGAUUCCCUGUUGAGUUGCUGUUAAGAAAUGGAGAUUUCUGGCUCUCAUUGGGUAAGGUUUUCUGAGUUUUAUGGUCUCUUAUUAGAUCACAUCCGUUUACCCAGAACAAAUGCUUCACUGUCUUCUGAUUGGCAGUACUCCUGUGGUUCUGUGCCUUGACUCAUUUUGUUUUCUUCAGCCUUGAAGGCCCCUUGCCACAUGGACUGACAUCCACUCAUGUGCCUGGUCCCUGAAGCCUCCCAGCACCUAUUCAGUUGCAUCCCCAGGGCACAGUACUUUGAUCUCUUCUGCUGCCCUUGCUAGGUUCUCCCUGGUGGGUUAGUGCUUUGUAUCUGUCUCUCUGCCCCUCACUAAUUGUACACCCAUGAGAAUUAGACAUUCUUCUUAAAUAUAUAAGGACCAUAUAGUCUGUUUCUUUUUGUUGUGUGUGUAUAUGGUAUCUGGCACAUGGAUCUCUGAUUACCAGCCUGACAUCAACAAAUCCCCUCAGUUACGAUGUAUAGGUUAAACAAAGCCUUUAAAAGGUCAUAUGGUAUGACCUCAAGGUUGCUAACCUGGUCAUCUCAUGGUAAUUAGAAACUCUGAUUGGCAGCUUUGUAUUUCUUGAUUAAAAACCUAAGUAAACUGAUUAGGUUUUAGGCAUUCUUUCAAAGAGGUUCUUGAGAAGAUUGAGAACUAUCCUAUUUGGUGCUUAGUGAAAAGAUUUUGAAUUACUGUACGUACCAGGUAUUGCCAUUUCUUUAUUAAAUUCAGAAGUUUUUUUGCCAAAUAA
Molecule: messenger RNA, 2690 nt
Organism: Pongo pygmaeus (Bornean orangutan)
Lineage: Eukaryota; Metazoa; Chordata; Mammalia; Primates; Hominidae
Gene: MED28
Product: mediator complex subunit 28
Exons: 4
Coding region: 308-844 (178 amino acids)
Cellular component (GO): mediator complex
Source: RefSeq, a predicted model, not a curated record